Messenger RNA from Ilex paraguariensis (yerba mate), 957 nucleotides. NCBI's taxonomy places the organism in Eukaryota, Viridiplantae, Streptophyta, Magnoliopsida, Aquifoliales, Aquifoliaceae. The record is from the annotation of a GenBank genome assembly.
AUGGGUUUGGUUCAAAACCAAGUGUAUGCCACGAACCCAUGUAAUUUUCCGGCGAUAUUCAACUUUGGAGACUCAAAUUCCGACACAGGUGGGUUGUCGGCAGCUUUUGGUCAGGCCCCUCCACCCAAUGGGGAGUCAUUUUUCCGUGGACCUGCCGGCCGGUACUCCGAUGGCCGCCUUGUUAUUGAUUUUAUAGCGGAGAGCCUUGGACUACCAUAUCUGAGUGCUUACCUUGAUGCGAUUUUUCGUAGCCGAGGAGGAGUAUUUGAGGGAUUAUUGCCGAAGGCAGAAGAUAUCUCUCGUGCUCUGUAUACAUUUGAUAUUGGCCAAAACGAUUUAACUGCUGGUUACUUCCUUAACAUGUCGACAGAUCAAGUCAGAGCAUAUGUUCCUGAUGUUAUAGAUCAGUUCAAAACCAUUAUUAAGUUUAUAUAUGAUCAAGGAGGUAGAUCGUUUUGGAUACACAAUACGGGUCCAGUUGGGUGCCUACCAUACAUCAUGGACCAUCUGCUCAUCACGGCUGGGCAAAUUGACAAGGUAGGAUGUGCAAGUCCUUUCAACGAUGUGGCCAAAUAUUUCAAUCUCAGAUUGAAGAAAGCAGUGAUCCAACUUCGGAAAGAUCUUAAAUUUGCAGCUAUAACUUAUGUUGAUGUCUACACAGUGAAGUAUGAUCUCAUCGCUCAAGCUAGGAAGCAUGGAUUUGAGCACCCACUUCGAGCUUGUUGUGGCCACGGAGGAAAAUACAACUACAACAUCCAUGUUGGUUGUGGAGGAAAGAUUACAGUGAAUGGCAAAGAAGUCCUGCUGGGAAAAUCAUGCAAUGAUCCAUCCGUCAUGAUCAAUUGGGAUGGGGUACACAACACACAGGCAGCGAAUAAAUGGAUCUUUGAUCGGAUUGUUGAUGGUUCAUACUCAGACCCGCCAAUUCCAUUGAGAAUGGCCUGCCAUAGGCAAUAA